Molecule: messenger RNA, 3327 nt
Organism: Alosa alosa (allis shad)
Lineage: Eukaryota; Metazoa; Chordata; Actinopteri; Clupeiformes; Clupeidae
Exons: 7
Coding region: 1649-2668 (339 amino acids)
Source: RefSeq, a predicted model, not a curated record
CACACACACACAAACCCACACAUGUUACACUCUCAUUCAAUGUGACAUGACAUGAUAGUCACCUGAUUUUUUUAUGUAUAUUCACAGAAGAGUAUCUAUCUGGGUACCAGCAGUACCACGCUGGGGGGCCAUGAUGGGGAGGCCCUAUGAAACGGCCCUCUCCAAGGCGUUGAGGGUGCGGCCCUAUGAAACGGCCCUCUCCAAGGCGUUGAGGGUGCGCUCAUUUUUGGGCAACAAGGCUGGCGGUAUUUGGCGGGAAAGGGGCGAUCUUCGACCCACUGAGGCCAAGGGGUGCUGGAGCUGCAGAGCACGAGGUGCCAGACAGAGUCCCACUGAGCGCGAGGGGCCUGAUGGAGCUGCAGAGCACGAGGUGCCAGACAGAGUCCCACUGAGCGCGAGGGGCCUGAUGGAGCUGCAGAGCACGAGGUGCCAGUCAGGGAACCCUGCAGAGUCCUAGGGGCCAAACAGAGAACCCUGCAGAGCACGAGGUGCCAGACAGAGAACCCUGCAGAGUCCUAGGGGCCAGACAGAGAACCCUGCAGAGCCCGAGGGGUGCUGGAGCUGCAGAGCACGAGGUGCCAGACAGAGAACCCUGCAGAGCACGAGGGGCCAGACAGAGAACCCGAGGGGCCAGACAGAGAACCCUGCAGAGCCCGAGGGGCCAGACAGAGAUUUUAAUUAUUUAGAUUAGAUUAGAUUAGAUAGAUUAGGGAGGACGCCAAUACGGCGUAAGCCUUGUCCAGCUGUGGGUUGUGCUUACCACAGCUCACGGCUGGACAAGCAUAUAGAGGGACACCGAGAGCUGACCCCUGCGCAGCGGGCGGACCUUUUAAAGGCGGCCAAACUAAAGAAAGCCCUCGGCCUGCUGGCGGAGCUUAGGGCCACCAACCCAUCUGUGCCGAUGGCCACAGCUCUGGACCUCUCCUAGGAGGAAGACCAGGCGGGGGAGGCACGCCAUUUCCAACGGGAGGAGGAGGCAGGGGAGAACUUGGCCUUUCGCCGAGAGGUCCAGACUUACUGGGCCAAAGUUUCGACGAGAGGACCAGCUGCAGGUACCAUCCGUGCUGGUAACUCCCGCCAACUGCCCAUCAACAUCUGGGCAACAAGGGCUGGCGGGGCAUUUGGCCGGAAAGGGGCGCUCUUCGAGCCUGAGGGGCAUCAAGUUCCCUCAGUCUAUUGGUAAGAUUAACCUUCUAAUACUGUUCCGGUCCAAAAUGACCGAUUUACACAUUCCCUGUACAAUAAAUAGGGCAUUUUUCAUCAGAUUGCCUCAAGAAGUUAUCUUCACAAAAGGCAUUUGAACGCAUACAAUUCAUUGUGACACAGACACACACACCUAUGAAACGGCCCUCUCCAAGGCGUCAAGAGUGAGGCCCUAUGAAACGGCCCUCUCCAAGGCGUUGAGGGUGCGGCCCUAUGAGACGGCCCUCUCCAAGGCGUCAAGAGUGAGGCCCUAUGAAACGGUCCUCUCCAAGGCGUCAAGAGUGAGGCCCUCUCCAAGGCGUCAAGAGUGAGGCCCUAUGAAACGGUCCUCUCCAAGGCGUUGAGGGUGCGGCCCUAUGAAACGGUCCUCUCCAAGGCGUUGAGGGUGCGCUCAUUUUUAUUUUAUUUGUCGGAAGGGAAAACCGACCUGUGGUCAUGGCGGUUCAUGGAUGACCACCAAAAAAUUCAGGAAUGGGCGGCCCACGUGGAGGCGUCCAACCGGGCUGUGACCACAGCAGAUUUUUACCUACGCAACGCCGCCCAGUUCCUCCAGUACUUCUCGGAGACGCCGCCGAGACACAGCCGCCUGUCAGCCGUGCAGGUGGUGGCGAUGCGGCGUACUCUGAAGAAGGUGUUGGCGGACCUCAGAAAGAAGGUGGUCCUGAGGCAGGUGGAGGUCAAGGCGGCAAAGAUGGACAGGAUCAUCUUUGCAAAAAACAUGUUGCGCUGCCGGGAGGUGGCGAGACACAGCCGCCUGUCAGCCGUGCAGGACCCCACAACCCCGAACCGCAACCGUUUUUACGGUUACCUCGUGGCCUUUGUGGUCGCGCUCUACGGCCACCGCCCAGGAGUCCUAGUCAUGACGACAAUGAAUGAGUGUUCAGUGUGUGGCCGCGUCUACACGGCCAUGUCCUAUCACUUGGUCACACGGCAUUUGGUGAUAAACACAGAGGAGCGGGCGAUUCUGCUAAACUUGGCGUCAGGGAGGACGCCAAUAAGGAGUGACCCUUGUCCAGCUGUGGGCUGUGCAUACCACAGCUCACAGCUGGACAAGCACUUAAAGGGCCACUCAGAGCUGACCCCUGCGCAGCGUGCGCGACUUUUGAAGUCGGCCAAGGAGAGGAAAUCCCUCAGACUGCUGGCAGAUCUGAGGGCCACCAACCCGUCUGUGCCAAUGGCCACAGCGCUGGACCUCGCCCAGGAGGAAGGCCAGGUGGGGGAGGCACCCCAACCCCAACAGGAGGCACCGGGGGAGGAGGAGGAUGUUGGCGAAGAGACCUGGGCUCUUAGCCAAGAGGUCCGCAGUGUCCGGGCCAAAGUGGCGACGCUGACUCGGGCACUGGCGAGUGCCCGGCGGUGGGGGAGGCUGCAAUCCUUGCAUCUCAGGCGGGCCACCGGGCCCCCAUCUUUGCCUCCCCUGAUGGCUGGACAGGGGAGGCGGAAGGCCCUCGGGCUGCGUGGCUAGAGCUGACAGAGGAGUAUAAAUGUCCAUAUUGCAGUUACACCACCAAUGUCUUGUAUAAGAUGAGACUUCACCUGGAUAACCACAUGCAGCUUGCUGUGCGAUUCAAAGGGGUUUUCAUCUGUAAAUGUAGCCGGGCUUGCCGGACGUCUGCCCAUUUUCACUGCAUUCAGUGCAAUGCCACAAUCAUAUGAAAGGACCAGUUUCUACUGCAUAUUAACAGUCACCAAUCACCACCCCGUGCACCAGCCGCCACCAUCACAGUCUCCAGGUCCUGCACCAGCCGCCACCAUCACACAGUCUCCAGGUCCUGCACCAGCCGCCACCAUCACACAGUCUCCAGCCUCUGCACCAGCCGCCACCAUCACACAGUCUCCAGGUCCUGCACCAGCCGCCACCAUCACACAGUCUCCAGCCUCCGCAGUUCCACCGCCUCCACCUCCUCUCAUUCGCAAGAACAGAGAAACAGUAAUGUGUCCACACUGUAGUCAAGUUGUCAACAGGAGAAAUUUGCGAGUACAUCUCCUGAGAAAAAAAAGGUGGAGGAAAUUUAAACCUACCCUGCCUACUGAUGACACCAUCAUCCUGGAAAAGGACAGGAAGGAGGCAGGAGGCAGUCCAGUUUUUUGUUUAUGAGUUAAUGCUUUAAUUUCAUUGUUUGU